This is a messenger RNA of Mus pahari (shrew mouse), 2614 nucleotides long. RefSeq names its product uromodulin (gene Umod). The record is from RefSeq and is a predicted model, not a curated record. The transcript has 11 exons. Gene Ontology annotation, molecular function: calcium ion binding. Bases 200 to 2134 code for a protein of 644 amino acids. Gene Ontology annotation, biological process: neutrophil migration. Gene Ontology annotation, cellular component: cell surface; apical plasma membrane. NCBI's taxonomy places the organism in Eukaryota, Metazoa, Chordata, Mammalia, Rodentia, Muridae.
GAAGCAGAGAGUAAUCUGAGGGAGAGGGCCAGCCAAGGGCAGCCAAGUAUAUAUUGAUCACAGGCACUUACUUGUGAAUGGACCAGUCCUGUCCUGGGAUCAGGAUUUCAGGCAUCAGAAACACAAGGAAAAUCCAAAAUACCCAAACCAGCCUUGCCUUUGGGCAGGUGUUUCCAGGACAGAGGGCAGAGUGUAAAGGAUGGGGCGGCUGCUCCCUUUGACCUGGAUGCUGCUGGUAAUGAUGGUAACCUCCUGGUUCACUGUAGUUGGAGCCAGUAACUCAACAGAAGCGAGAAGGUGUUCUGAAUGCCACAACAAUGCCACCUGCUUGGUGGAUGGUGUGAUCACAACGUGCUCCUGCCAGACCGGCUUCACUGGCGAUGGGCUGGUGUGUGAGGACAUGGAUGAGUGUGCUACCUCAUGGACUCACAACUGCUCCAACAGCAGCUGCGUGAACACCCUGGGCUCCUUUAAGUGCUCCUGUCAGGAUGGCUUUCGUCUGACGCCUGAGCUGAGCUGCAUUGAUGUGAAUGAGUGCACAGAGCAGGGGCUCAAUAACUGUCACGCCCUGGCCACCUGUGUCAACACAGAGGGCAACUACUCGUGCGUGUGUCCCGAGGGCUUUACAGGGGAUGGUUGGUACUGUGAGUGCUCCCCAGGCUCCUGUGAGCCGGGGCUGGACUGCUUGCCCCAGGGUCCGGAUGGAAACCUGGUAUGUCAAGACCCCUGCAAUGCAUAUGAGACCCUGACUGAGUACUGGCGCAGCUCAGAGUAUGGUUCUGGCUACUCCUGUGAUGCGGGUCUGCACGGCUGGUACCGGUUUAAAGGCCAGGGUGGCGUUCGCAUGGCUGAGACCUGUGUGCCGGUCCUGCGAUGCAACACGGCUGCACCCAUGUGGCUCAAUGGCUCUCAUCCCUCGAGCAGAGAAGGCAUUGUGAGCCGCACGGCCUGCGCACACUGGAGCAACCAAUGCUGCCUGUGGUCCACAGAGAUCCAGAUGAAGGCUUGCCCGGGUGGCUUCUAUGUUUACAACUUGACAGCGCCCCCUCAGUGCAAUCUGGCUUACUGCACCGAUCCUAGUUCCGUGGAGGGGACUUGCGAAGAAUGCAGGGUAGAUGAAGAUUGCAUAUCGGAUAACGGCAGAUGGCGCUGCCAGUGUAAACGGGACUUCAACAUCACAGAUGUCUCCCUCUUGGAGUACAGGCUGGAGUGUGGGGCCAAUGACAUCAAGAUGUCCCUCAGCAAGUGCCAGCUACAGAGUUUGGGCUUUAUGAAAGUCUUCAUGUACCUGAAUGACAGACAAUGCUCAGGCUUCAGUGAGAGUGGUGAACGAGACUGGAUGUCCAUAGUGACCCCUGCCAGGGAUGGUCCCUGUGGGACAGUAUUGAGGAGAAAUGAAACCCAUGUCACCUACAGCAACACCCUCUACCUGGCAAAUGAGAUCAUCAUUCGGGACAUCAACAUCAGGAUGAACUUUGAAUGCUCUUACCCUCUGGACAUGAAAGUCAGCCUGAAGACUUCCCUACAGCCCAUGGUCAGUGCCCUGAACAUCAGCUUGGGUGGGACAGGCAAGUUCACCGUGCGGAUGGCAUUGUUCCAGAACCCUACCUACACACAGCCCCACCAAGGUCCUUCUGUGAUGCUGUCCACUGAAGCUUUUCUAUAUGUGGGCACCAUGCUGGAUGGGGGUGACUUGUCCCGGUUUGUACUGCUAAUGACCAACUGCUAUGCCACACCCAGUAGCAACUCCACAGAUCCUGUGAAAUACUUCAUUAUCCAGGACAGAUGUCCACAUACAGAAGAUACAACCAUUCAGGUGACAGAGAAUGGCGAGUCCUCUCAGGCCCGAUUUUCUGUUCAGAUGUUCCGGUUUGCAGGAAACUCCGACCUUGUCUACCUUCACUGUGAGGUGUACCUAUGUGACUCUACGAGUGAACAGUGUAAACCUACCUGCUCUGGUACUAGAUUUCGAAGUGGGAACUUCAUAGAUCAGACCCGUGUCCUGAACUUGGGUCCCAUCACACGACAAGGUGUCCAGGCCUCAGUGUCCAAGGCUGCUUCCAGCAACUUGAGGCUCCUGAGCAUCUGGCUGCUGCUGUUUCUCUCAGCCACUUUGACCCUCAUGGUUCAGUGAUGAAAAGCAGAAAACCUGGUGUGGCUCCCAGCUCACUUCCUGCUGGCCAGGAGUGGGGAUGCAGGCUGGUUAUCAGCCAGGAGAGAGGGAGCUCACACCACCUCCAGCUUGCGUGUACUCUUUCUUUAAUCCUCACCAUCAAAAACAAGUUGGCAUCUUUCAGUGCUGCUCUUCCUUCAAAUGGGACUAUGUGAUAUGUACGAAGCCCCUGUCUCCUUAAGAAAUGUGGCAAAAUAAUAAGUUUAAAGUAUCAGGUUUUGGAGUCAUUAAUUCAAGUCAUCACAGAGCACACAGUUGCUGUGAGCACUGUCUGUUGUGCUGGAAUUACAUGGUGGGAAUAAAACAGAUCCUUUCUUCUAUCUUUAUGGACUUCACAGUUGCUCCAAGAAACUAGGCUCACAAUGUAUAUGAACUUCACCUGUCCAUCAAUUCAUGUAUACAUCCAUCCUUUCACUCAAUAAACAUUUGCCAAGCCACUAA